Messenger RNA from Astyanax mexicanus (Mexican tetra), 3017 nucleotides. It is a transcript of the gene prpf3, whose product is annotated as PRP3 pre-mRNA processing factor 3 homolog (yeast). The record is from RefSeq and is a predicted model, not a curated record. The transcript has 17 exons. NCBI's taxonomy places the organism in Eukaryota, Metazoa, Chordata, Actinopteri, Characiformes, Acestrorhamphidae. Gene Ontology annotation, biological process: mRNA splicing, via spliceosome. The coding region runs from base 190 to 2316 and encodes 708 amino acids. Gene Ontology annotation, cellular component: U4/U6 x U5 tri-snRNP complex.
UCUCCGUUUCCGACUGACACAACGUUUUGUGUGCGAAGCGGCUGUUGGAAAGUUGGAGAAACAUUUCUACUGUUUUAGAGCUGUCCUGCGCUAAACGCGGGCUGUAGUUCACGGAGCGUUUAAUAUUACACCGCUGCACUUAGGGCGGAAUCGAUAACUGAGAGGAAUUAGCUGAGAGCUCUUCCCAGCAUGUCGCUGCCCAAGCGGGAGGUUGAGGAGCUGCGGCCCUGGGUGGAGCGGACAGUGAAAAAGGUUCUUGGCUUCUCAGAACCGACUGUGGUCACUGCAGCUCUGCACUGUGUAGGAAAGGGCCUAGACAAAAGAAAGACAACAGACCAGCUAAGGCCGUUUCUUGAUGAUUCUGCGAGCGGCUUUGUGGAGCGGCUCUUUGAGGCACUGGAGGAGAGUAGAAACUCUCGGGGCAGCAGAGGUUCAGGAGACAAGAAUCGCAAGAGGGAGCUGAAGGAUGUAUUUGGUGAUGAAGUGGAAGGGUCAAAGGAUGGAGAGAGUGGGGAAGUUGCUUCAAAGAGAAAGAGGGUGCCUCGUUUUGAGGAGGUUGAGGAGCCAGAAGUUAUCUCUGGGCCUCCAUCAGAAAGUCCUGCCAUGCUCACAAAGAUGCAGAUAAAGCAGAUGAUGGAAGCAGCCACACGGCAGAUCGAGGAGAGGAAAAAGCAGCUCAGUUUUGUGGCUCCAGUUCCUGCCAGUCAGUCUAGAAUGUCUCAGGCCCCAUCUCAGCCAGAGGCCCCAACCACACGCCCUGUGCUCCCCUCACUGGGUUCCUCUGCAGGGGGAGGAAAUCAGUCCAUCGCCCCCUCCCAAGCUGCUAGCUUCAUGAAUGAUGCUAUCGAAAAGGCUCGCAAAGCAGCUGAGCUCCAGGCUAAAAUUCAGUCCACUCUGGCUAUGAAGCCUGGCAUCUUGGGGGCUCUGAACAACCAAGGACCACACAAUCUUGUAGCACUGGCCAACCUGCAUGCUAUGGGGAUUGCACCACCCAAAGUGGAGGCUCGUGAGAUUACAAAGCCAACACCCCUCAUUCUGGAUGAACUUGGAAGAACUGUUGAUGCCAGUGGCAAGGAAGUAGAACUGACGCAUCGCAUGCCCACUUUGAAAGCUAAUAUUAGGGCAGUGAAGAGAGAGCAGUUCAGGCAGCAGCUGAAGGAGAAGCCAAGUGAUGAUCUUGAGUCUACAUCCUACUUUGACCCAAGGAUGAUUGUGCCACCACCACAGAGAGCCAGAAGGGGGUUCAAGUUCCACGAACAAGGACGCUUUGAGAAAAUAGCCCAGCGGAUACGUACCAAGACUCAACUGGAAAGGCUUCAAAUGGAGAUUGCACAGGCUGCUAAGAAGACUGGAAUCCAGGCCUCAACCAAGCUGGCUCUGAUCGCCCCUAAGAAGGAGCUCGGAGAGGGAGAGGUGCCUUUCAUCGAGUGGUGGGACUCCUAUAUUCUACCCUCCAACGUAGAGCUUUCCUCUGAGAUGGUACUUGAUGGCGUGGAGUUUCAUGGGGUCACAAAUUUGGUGGAACAUCCGGCCCAAAUGGCCCCUCCUGUGGAUUCAGACAAGCCAGUCACACUAGGUGUAUAUUUGACAAAGAAGGAACAGAAAAAACUCAGGCGGCAGACAAGACGGGAGGGUCAGAAAGAGGUCCAGGAGAAGGUCCGCCUUGGUCUCAUGCCCCCACCAGAACCCAAAGUGCGUAUCUCUAAUUUGAUGCGAGUACUGGGGACGGAGGCGGUGCAAGAUCCUACGAAAGUGGAAGCCCACGUUCGAGCACAGAUGGCCAAGAGACAGAAGGCUCACGAGGAAGCGAAUGCAGCACGUAAACUUACAGCAGAACAGAGGAAAGAGAAGAAGGUGAAGAAGCUAAAGGAAGAUCUAAGUCAAGGAGUUCACAUUGCUGUCUACAGGAUCCGAAAUCUGCACAAUCCAGCCAAAAAGUUCAAGGUGGAGGCCAACGCUAACCAGCUCUACCUCACAGGCACGGUGGUGCUGCAUAAAGACGUCAACAUUGUGGUGGUGGAGGGAGGACCCAAGUCCCAGAAGAAGUUUAAGAGGCUGAUGCUGAACAGGAUCAAAUGGGAAGAACACAACUCAAAGAGAGAUGACCCUGAUGGUUCAGAUGAAGAGGGAUCAAAGAAAACCAACAAGUGCACACUGGUUUGGGAGGGCACAGCUAAGGAACGCAGUUUUGGGGAUGUGAAGUUCAAGCAGUGUCCCACAGAGAACAUGGCACGAGAGCAUUUUAAGAAGCAUGCAACAGAACACUAUUGGGACAUGGCCCUGAGCCAAAGCAUUCUGGAGAGUGCUGAUGAUUGAGACCAACGUGACGAAUCAAAAGAGACCUGAUACUUGCAGCAUAACCUGUGUGCUGCACAUACACUGUGUUACGGACAAUAGAGAGAACAAGAGAGACUGUUUUGUGUGUAUGUAUGUAAAAUAUAGACCGUUGAAGAAGCAGUAAGAAGUGGAUCAUGAGUAUGUGUGGUUAAAGAUUGCUUGUUCUGUCAGACGGAUACGGAUUUAUCAGAACCUGUUGAACUUCAGUGACCGGAUUUGAUUGAGCCUCUUCUUCAGAUAUGUAUAAUGUAUCUUCAACAGUGAGAGACAGUAGCAUCCAAAUGGUUCCCCUGUGUAUCAGUACUGCUUGCUGAGGGUUUUUUUUUUUUUUUUUGCUUUGCAGUACCUGAAGCUAAAAUCAGCUGCAUUAUGGCUGCUCUUUUGGAAUACUGGCUUCUGGUCACAUGGACUUGAAGGCAAUAUGAAAAAUAUGGCUUCAGUGCACAUGAGUUUGCUUAAAACAUGCACAUAUUGUUGCUGGACUGUCUGGGACAAAGAUCCACAUAUUUUCCAUGUUCAAUGAAAAAGGCUCUUUCAUUGUUGAAUGACACAGCUGGAUAUAAUGUUGAGGUAAUUUUAUUUCCCCAUAUUUUUCUUUUCUUUUUUCCCCUCUCCCAGUUAGAAUUUAUUUGAAUGUACCUAAACUGUUGUCAACUACAGUAAAGUUUUGGGGAAACGCC